Molecule: messenger RNA, 1062 nt
Organism: Penicillium brevicompactum
Lineage: Eukaryota; Fungi; Ascomycota; Eurotiomycetes; Eurotiales; Aspergillaceae
Product: DUF3632 domain-containing protein
Exons: 3
Coding region: 1-1062 (353 amino acids)
Source: RefSeq, a predicted model, not a curated record
AUGGCCUCAUCUCUUCAUCUACACCUUCCAUCUCUUGAUGAUGAUGACCCAUGGAUCAUUGAGCAGAAAUAUUUCGCGAUCAUCAACGACUGCUUGCAGCCAGAUAGCCAGCUUUCAGCUGCUGAAGCUGCUGCUGGGAUCAACGAGCUCACUCCGAUGAAUCGAGAAGCAAAGGGCGAGAAGGCAGAGGAACCGACAAGCUUCCUCUUGGAGUUCUGGGGUACAAUCAGCAAGCUUGCAAGGCAAAUUCCUCAUGACCAUCCCUCACAGGAUAAGAUGAUUGAGAUCCUGAAAGAGCUGCAAGCCUUGCCUGUUGUGAAAGUCCCCAUCAGCGAAGGGGGAUUCUUACUUUUCUGGUCUGAGAUGCCAUACUUGACUGAGGAUUGGACUGAGUAUGAUAUCGGCCCUAAUGCCCGAGAUCAUCCCUCUAAAUUUGGGAAAUGGAUAAAUCGUCAGGCAUUUGCCGCCCGUCUCCUGCAAGCUGGCUUGGCAGACUUGUUUUUUUUGCCAACCUGGUGCUUCAUGGAUGCACUGGAAGAGGAGCCAUCUCCACGACAGGAGUAUUUUGAAUGUCAACUCCGCGCCGCCGUCCAGUGGAUUGAGUAUUCCAGAGAUAUCCUCUUUCACUCCCUUGACAAUUUGCCCAACUUUCGCACUCUGAGACCCGGCUCACUCUAUGCCGGUAAGGGGGGUUUGUCUCGUGAAAGGUGGGACUCUUGGGAAGCGAGACUCCGUGUUUUGGCGGAAACUGGGACGCUUACAGAGGAAACCGCGUUGAUUUGUCGCAAGGCUGCACAGCAGAUGGCCGAAAUGGCUGCAACCGCCGAUGUCAGUGAUGAGGCGGCGCCAGCUGAAACGGCAACAGCGGAGGCACCACCAGCGGAGGUACUUGUGGACACGGCGACUGCGGAGGCAAUCGUGGAAGCGGCAAAUGCGGAGGCAGAUGUGGAAGCGGCAACUACGGACGCGGCAACUGCGGAGGAAACUGCGGGGUCGACAACAACUGAGAGUCCCAAUGAGUGCGUUGGAAAGGGGGAGAAGCUCGAUACAAUCGAUGCCUAG